UAAUAUUUUUUUAUAAAUGCAGUGUCCAUACUCAUAGUGAUAGUGUACUCCUGAUAAAAUGGGAAAGCUACAAUCUUUUUACGUUGGUUUUAAUGAAGGCAAAUCAGUGUUUCGACCUGGGGAGAGUGUAUGUGGAAGCAUUGUUAUAAACCUUGCUGCUCCAAUGAAAAUGAAAGCUGUCAAGAUCAAGUUUGUUGGAAAAGCAAAUGUGCAUUGGUCGGAAUCAAGGGGCAGUGGUAAAAAUAGGCGGACAGUUCAUUACAGAAGUUCUGAAACUUACUUUGAACAGACUUCGUAUGUUUAUGGGCAAGGGAGUAUGGGGCCAUAUCAAAAUGAAAAGAAACUUCCUGGUGGUCAAUCCAAUUUCCCAUUCCAAUUUAUAUUGCCUCCACAAUUGCCUUCAUCUUUUGAAGGAGCACAUGGUUACGUUCGAUAUGUGGUACACGCAUCAAUUGACAAACCAUGGAAAUUUGACCCAAACACAAAAACUGCAUUCACUGUUCUUGAUAUGCUUGACCUAAAUCAAGAACAACAUGCCAGGUCUCCAGCAACCAUGAACGAUUCAAAGACAUUAUGUUGCUUGUGCUGUGCAAGUGGACCAAUAGCAGCAGAAGUACAUAUUGAUAGAACGGGUUACGUUCCAGGGGAAUUCAUCGCUGUCAAUGCUAAUGUUGAAAAUGGAAGUUCUUCCAAGCUACCUGGUACUUCAGCAUCUAUCAUACAGAGUGUGACUUUUAAAACAACUCGAAAAUCACGAACACGUUCAAACACGGUUGUUGAAAUAAAUGGGCAAGGCAUGGAUGCUGGGAAAUCACUUCAAUGGAAUAAUGAACGGUUACAAGUGCCAGCAUUACCACCAUCAAUGUUAAGAUUCUGUAAUAUCAUAGAUAUACAAUAUCAUCUACAGUUCACAGUUGUUACACCUGGCACUAGCAUUAAUCUGCGCUUAAAUUUGCCAAUUCAAUUGGGCACUAUCCCUUUGCAAGGUCUAACACCUUACUCUAUUCACCCUCCUAUGGGGAGUUUCCCUGUUUCUUCACCCCCUGUUGAACCCAGCGCCCCACCACCCCCAACAUAUGAACCCCCCCCACCCACAUACAUGGCUGCUGUAGGUGGAGAAGUUAACAUAAGAGAUGAAGACGACAAUGAACACAUUGUAGGUGGUACUAGCUAUGCACCACAGUAUACUUACUAUGACUGGAGUCAGUCUGCUUUUACUUACACAAACUAAAACUAGUUUUACAUGAGUUAAUGUGAAUAUUGUCGGUACACAGUGUACAGUGUAACGGUCACGCCUUUUACACAAAACUUUUUUUCUUUUUAUCAAUAUGGUAUUUUAGUAAGCCUUGUUUUACUGUUACUACCUGUUUUUUCGUUUUGUAAACUCUAUUGUUUUUCAUUAUCGUGACUGAAAAGAGGAACUACAUUUCAUUCAUUUAUUCAUAAAGCCAUUAAAAGUCUUUUUUUUUUCAGGCUUAAUUAGUCAGAAUACAUUUGUACAUUUAAAAACACCUUUAAAGUAUUGUUUAAAAUUGUUUCUUACGUAUUACCGAAAUUUCUAAAUGCAUUAUAUAAGACUACAAAUUGAUACAUUUUAAAAUUUUAAAAUACAAUUUAACUAAAAUA
Molecule: messenger RNA, 1626 nt
Organism: Ciona intestinalis (vase tunicate)
Lineage: Eukaryota; Metazoa; Chordata; Ascidiacea; Phlebobranchia; Cionidae
Source: RefSeq, a predicted model, not a curated record